Messenger RNA from Hibiscus syriacus, 2343 nucleotides. RefSeq names its product receptor-like protein 43. The transcript has 6 exons. The record is from RefSeq and is a predicted model, not a curated record. Gene Ontology annotation, molecular function: protein binding. Lineage: Eukaryota; Viridiplantae; Streptophyta; Magnoliopsida; Malvales; Malvaceae. The coding region runs from base 599 to 1627 and encodes 342 amino acids.
GAUCACACCCAACCUUAUGGCAAAAACUCCUUCCUCCCUUCUCUUAUGUUUCUGCUGCUAUUUGCAACCUUGAGGGCUACUUUGUCUGCCAACAUCACCACCGAUGAAUCCGCUCUUUUAGCCUUAAAAUCCCAUAUAACUCAUGAUCCAGACAACCUCCUCGCAACCAAUUGGUCCACUUCUAUCUCUGUGUGCAAUUGGAUUGGUGUCACCUGUGGAUCCAGACACCAUAGAGUCAUCGUUCUGAAUUUGCCAAGUAUGGAUCUCAAAGGCACCAUCCCAUCUCUAUUGGGAAAUUUGUCUUUCCUUGCUUGGCUCGAUAUUAGCCACAAUAGUUUCCAUGGCUCUUUACCCAUCGAGUUAGCCAAUUUGCUAGGCUGGAAUAUUUAAACUUUGGUAGCAACAACUUUGAAGGAAACAUCCCAUCAUGGUUUGGUUACUUCACUAAGCUUCGAAGCUUGUUUCUGUAUGGCAACAACUUCACUGGCCAUCUGCAAUCGGGAAAUUUGAUAACCUUUCGAAAUUGCAAGAACUCAACUUGAGUGGGAAUCGGAUUUCUGGUAGAAUUCCAACUGAUUUAUUCAAGUGCAAAGAGUUGAUGUAUUUGUCAUUGUAUAACAACUCUUUGAAUGGAAUUAUACCUAUAGAAAUCGGAAAUUUGACUAUACUACACUCUUGUCUUGGUUACAACAACCUCACGGGUCCAUUCCUUCCUCAAUCUUCAACAUUUCUGCAUUGCAAGAAAUUGUAUUGGGAAACAACAAUCUCUUUGGUCAUCUCUCAUCCAAACAUUGAUUACCUUCCUCGGUUACUUCAUCUUAAUUUGGUUGGAAUUCAACUUUCUGGAAAAAUUCCAUCAAGUUUAUUCAAAUGCAAAAGUUUAGAACACUUGGAGUUGUACGACAAUCAUUUGGAGGCAGAGACUGUACCUUUAGAAAUCACAAAUUUAACUUCACUUGUGUAUUUCUCCAUCCCGAAGACCAACAUCUCCGGUGAAAUUCCAUCGUUUAUUGGAAAUAUGACUUCUCUCGAAUACAUUGAUCUUUCUUAUAACAACUUAAGGGGUGAAAUUUCUUCGAAUAUCGGAAACUUGCCUUUCCUCCGAGAUUUUUUUGUUUUAGAAAAUAAAUUAUCAGGGCAAAUUCCAAAUCUUCAACCUUCAUUGCAAGGGUAUGGUGUUGCAGAUAAUUACUUAGUUGGAGAAAUCCCUUACUCAAUUUGCAAUCUGAGUUCCCCUGAUUCUCUCUAUUUAUCGGAAAAUAGAUUGGAUGGAAAAAUCCCAGAGUGCCUUGGGAACUUGACUUCUUCUCUUUCACUCGUUGAGCUUCAAAACAAUAAUUUUCAUGGUGAAAUACCAAAAAGUUUUGCUCAAGGUUGCACGUUACAAAGUUUUCGGAUCAACAACAACCAAAUAGAAGGGUCACUACCACAGUCUUUGAGUAAUUGCAAAGAGUUGAAGGUUCUUGAUGUUGGGAACAACUAUUUAAAUGAUUCUUUCCCAUACUGGUUAGUAAAUUUGGAUAAGCUGCAAGUUCUUAUCUUAAGAUCGAACCGAUUUUACGGUCGAGUUGAUAACUCAGAUGUUGCAGUUUCCUUCGGUCGUUGCGUGUCAUCGAUCUUCUUAUAAUAACUUCAGUGGUUAUUUACCUGCAAAAUUUUUGAAAAAUUUACACGCCAUUAGAGAAGGGAACGAAAAGAAAGCUGAACCUGAGUACCUGAACUACUCAUUGGAUGAUGGAUCGAUCUACUAUGUGCACGAAUUAUAUUUUACUUCAAAGGGUUUGGAAAGAGAGUUUCACUCACUAGUGACCAAUUGGAUGGCAAUAGACUUUUCAAAUAAUCGAUUCUUCGGAGAAAUUCCUGAAACACUUGGAGAGCUUCAUUCACUUAUUGUCCUAAACCUCUCUCAUAAACUGUUUAACAGGUCCUAUCCCAUCUUCAUUAGGUGACCUCUCAGAACUCGAAUCAUUAGAUCUUUCAUCAAACAAGCUGCAUGGAAGAAUUCCACCAGAGUUGAAAAAUCUUGGAUUUUUAGCAGUGUUGAACCUUUCUCGAAAUGAUCUUGUUGGACCUAUUCCUCAAGGAAAACAAUUUGAUACUUUCACUAAUGAUUCCUACUUGGGGAACUGGGGUUUAUGCGGGUUACCACUAUCAAAAAGCUGUGAUAAUGACGAGGAAUCUCCGACAACAAUCGAUCCAGAAGAUGAUGGUGAUGAUGGUGAAUUGAAUUGGAAAUUUUCUAUAUUGAUGGGUUAUGGAAGUGGAUUGGUGUUUGGACUGAGCAUGGGAUACAUCGUAUUCACGACCGGAAAACCACGGUGGCUCGUUAAGAUCAUAGAGAGA